Molecule: messenger RNA, 2124 nt
Organism: Drosophila teissieri
Lineage: Eukaryota; Metazoa; Arthropoda; Insecta; Diptera; Drosophilidae
Product: beta-alanine transporter
Exons: 4
Coding region: 22-2124 (700 amino acids)
Biological process (GO): transmembrane transport
Cellular component (GO): membrane
Molecular function (GO): transmembrane transporter activity
Source: RefSeq, a predicted model, not a curated record
AAUUUUUUCCUGUGUUUCAAAAUGGCUAAUGACGAAAAUGAAAAUGCAUCGACCGAAGAUGAUGACGUGCCCAAAAGGAGGGAACGAAGGGAUCAGGGGCAGCAGUCAGAGCCCACGAAGAUAACGUAUUACGCUGAGCCGGAUAAAGUGGACGUUGCAGUUCAGGCGGAUUCGUUGGAGACGGUCAAGGUGACAUACGUCGAGCCGGAUGACGAGGUGUCUUCCCAUGGUUUCUUUUGGGGCAAGAAGCGAUCGGAAACAUCAUUGCCACGACGAUCGUGGGAGACGGAUGACUACAUAGACUUCGAUGAUCUCCUGCCGAUGAUCGGCCAGUUUGGCCGUUUCCAGAUCAGGCUGUUCCUCUUUAUGAUUCCUUUCUGCUUCAUCACCGCCUUCGUGUAUCUGGGCCAGAUAUUCAUGUGCCUGAGCCCAUCGAAGUACUACUGUCUUGUGCCGGAACUUUACGAUACGCCGAUGGAGCUGCGCAAGCAGUUGUCCAUCCCAAAGGAGAAGGAUGGCUCCUACAGUCGCUGCCGCAUGUACGACACCAACUACACGAAGAUCCACUUGGCAGAGAAUCAGGCUGCCUAUAUCAACACCUCGCUGUCCACGAUUCCCUGCCGGAAGGGUUAUGUUUUCGAGCAGGAGGGCAGAGCCUUCACAUCGGCCACCAUGGAGUUUGGCUGGCUGUGCGAGGACGACAAGUAUGCCACCUAUGCCCAGAUCAUCUUCUUCCUGGGCUCGAUCUUGGGCGGACUUGGCUACGGCCACUUUGCAGAUCACUGCGGACGGGUGGCGGCGUUGGUCAGUAGCUGCUUCCUGGCUCUAAUUGGCAGCCUGGCCACCUCGAUGUCCUCGGACUUCUUCAGCUUUGCAGUUUCCAGAUUUCUAGUUGGCGCCUCCUACGAUACCUGCUUUACGAUGGUAUACAUUCUGGUGCUCGAGUAUGUGGGCCCCAAGUACCGCACCCUGGUGGCCAAUCUAUCCCUGGCCCUGUUCUACUCCCCAUUCACGAUGCUGAUGCCGUGGAUAGCGCUUUCCGCGGGAAAUUGGAGGAGAUUUUCCUCAUUUACAUCCCUUCCCAUUGUGCUGGCCAUGUUUUCCUUUUUCCUGCUGCCCGAAUCUGCGCGCUGGCUGGUAUCGGUGGGUCAGAUCGACAAGGCCAUGGAGAUACUGAAGAAUGUGAUCGAGGUGAACAAGAAGUAUGUGUCCCAGGAAGUACUUGACCUUUUCGAGGCGAGCUGCACGCAGUUCUACAAGGAGGAGCUCAAUGGACGCGACUUUACAGUGUGUUCCAUCUUUAGGGGGAAGCGAAUGGCCCGCUAUAUGAUCCUGAUGAUUGUCAUCUGGAUGGCCAUUUCCUUGGUCUACGAUGGACAUGUGCGGGCGGCCAGUGUCCUGGACAGUGAUAACAUCUUUGUGUUCUUCACCAUCGCUUGUGCCACCGAGUUGCCGGGUAAUAUCCUGGUGAUCCUUACACUGGAUCGCUGUGGACGUCGUUGGUGCUCCUUUUUUUACACUUCGUUGAGUGGAGUUUUCAGCCUGGUAGGGGCCACCUUGCACAAGCGGGAAUAUAUGAGGAUAUCGGCGCUAACUGGUAGAUUCUUUGCCAACAUCUGCUAUAAUAUAGGACUGCAGUGGGCCGCCGAGAUCCUGCCCACUGUGGUGAGGGCUCAAGGAGUGGCCUUUAUCCACACGAUGGGCUUUGUGGCGAUGCUGAUGUCCCCACCAGUGGUCUAUCUUUCCAAAAAGUCCCUAUCCAGCACGCUGGUCGUUUUGGGAGUCCUGGGUAUCUUUGGCGGACUGCUGUCCCUGUUUCUUCCGGAAACUCUGAACCACGAACUGCCGGAAACGCUCAGUGAUGGCGCCGAAUUCGGUAAGAAUCAGAGGAUAUGGCAUAUGCCCUGCUGUGGCCCGGGAUCAAGAAAAUCCCAUCCGAGACACAACUGGCACCAGGGCUCCAGCUUGAGGACCUUAUCCAAGGACGAGUUCCGCUCCAGCAAAAUGUUUCGCAAGACGAAGUAUAGGCAGCAUGAGGCCAACCCAAGUCGAUCGUCGAGUGAGAGGGAAAUCCGUACCUACAAAUAUGGAAACGGGGCCAAGUGGCCUGAAGAUAGUAGCUGA